GUUACUGCAACAAGUGCACUAAAUGUACACGAGAGUUCGAGAACGAGUGAAGACGCCAGCAUGUGGCACGCGGUUACUGUUCCUGCAACCUUAGAAGAUCAUGUGUGCAGAUUCUCUACAAACAAGCUCUGUUUCAAAGGGCUGCUUUGUCUUCAAAGCCAAAAUGGCAAAGAAAGCCUUAAGACCAGGGGACUACAUGUGCCAAGAUGGCUCAGACUCAGAGGCUGCAUGGUUCAGAUGUAACACGUACGAGGCGCUAUGGGACAGGGUCAGUGAAGGCAUUGAGGCAUUACAGUCAGAAGUGAAUGAAGAGAUCUUCUCAGACCUCAUCCAGUUUGUGAAGAAUGGACAAGCAGGAUUUGAACCAGAAGGCACGUUGCCAGGGCAACGACCUCAGCGGGUCAUCAAGGAGAUCCCAACAGCUGCUUUUAUUGCAGGUGUCAAUGUGACUGACCACAGUGCAACGUUUGCCGCCAUCACCACCCAACUCAAGGAUCAGGUGACCCCUCAUGUUGCUAAUCUUUUAUCCCGGGACUGCAACAACCUUCGGGCAUUGAUGUCUAGCCUGGUGUCCCAGCUGAUGGGUACUGAUGAUGUUAUAAGUGAUGACGAGGAGGAACUGAAUAUCAAGAAAAUACCGGCGACAAUGCCCGUCCUGAGGGCGUGGUACCAUGACACUGCAAAGAAGCGAAAGGCGCAGCAGGGAGAGGCCUCACCUCCCAAGCCGGCCAAGAAGUCGCAGAGGAGCAAGAAGAGACGAUCAAGCAGUACGUUCAACAAGAAUUAUGCAGAGUUCCCGCCCGUUGUCAUCCUGUUUGAAGACUUGGAGAGCUUCACGCCGCGAGUCCUGCAAGAUUUCAUUCUGAUCUGCAGUGAGUACCUGUCACAACUUCCGCUGGUGUUGCUCUUUGGCAUAGCUACAUCGGUGGCUGCCAUCCACCGCAUCCUGCCCCAGGCCGUGUCUUCCCUCCUGAGCAUUGAGAAGUUCCAGGCUAAGCCCUCAACAGUCUACCUCAGCCAACUCAUCAGUAAAGUUCUGCUUACUCCCUCCCAUCCUUUCAAACUCGGCCACAAAGUCUUCCAACUUCUCCUGGAUAUCUUCCUCUUCCACGACUUCUCAGUAAUCAACUUCGUCAAAGGACUGCAGUUUGCCAUGAUGGAUCAUUUCUUCAGCCACCCUCUCAGCUUGCUAUGCUGCAACUACGGCGAGGGACUGAACAGACUACGUACCCUGGCACACGACCAGCUAGAGCUGUUCAGACAAGCUGCCUCCUUCAGAACGUUUGUUGAAGGUCAACCUCCAGAACAACAGAGGGCGCUGUUGCUGGAUGACAAACAUCUGAAGAAGACACUCCAGGAACUUCUCAAGAAGCUGGUAGAUUACCACAGGGCAUUCUAUCCACUGAUGGAAUGCCUCAACAUCUUAACUGGGCAACUCCCCCAUCACCCACUGGGAAAGCAACAGCGGGAGCUGUACUCUAUGUGCUUGGAGGGCAAUGUGUGGGAAAGCGCUGGCUACAAGGAAGCUUUCAGUCUGCUGAAACUGAUGGCCAGAGAUGAGCUGAUGGCCCUGCUGGAAAAAUGCAUCGAAAGGCUGACUUGCAGCGACAACCCCCUACAGGAUGCAAGAUUUCAGCUAGAGACCCUACACACGCGACUGGCCACAAUCGCAGAGGAUGAUAACAAGCCUCAGGAGGAAGUUCGGGAAGAAGUCAGCGAGGAAUCACGGUCCAAGACCGAGCGCGUCACAUUGCGUUCUCUGCAGCAGAAACUGAUGGAGUCAGUCAAAAAGACACGCAAACCGACAAAAUACGAGAGCCUUGUUAAUGAAACAUUGGAGUUCUUUGAUUCCAUCUUCAGAAAGCACCUGGUGUGUCCGAAUACAUUGACCUUCCACGAGAUAUUUUAUUACAACUCGGUGUCUGACGUGAGGCAUCACAUCAAUGCCUCACCCAGAGCAGCAAUACAGACUGCCCUGAAUAACCCAUCCCACUACCUGCAGAGUGAGUUGUGCAAAGCUGAGCCUGGGGUUGUUCUGAGCACAAUGCCUGAUGUGUGCAUUGCCUACAAGCUACACAUGGAGUGCGGGCGACUCAUCAACCUCUACGACUGGCUGCAGGCUUUCAUCACUGUGGUAACUGGUGAACAAGAGCAGGAUGAGGGCUCCCAUGACAACAGCAAGAAACCAGAUCCACAGCUGCAGGCUCGUUUCAUCCGUGCAGUGUCAGAGCUCCAGUUCCUGGGAUUCAUCAAGGCGACACGGAAGAAGACUGAUCACGUGGCCAGGCUGACUUGGGGUGGCAUAUGAGGGGCGAGAUCAAGGAUUCACUAGGGUGUAACGUUGCAGUAAAUUUGUUCCCAGUCUGUGGCCUUUGAGUGCUGAUUGGGAGAUGGAGAGUUUUGGAGUACAAUUAAGGAUUAGCAGUUACACGACUGUCAUGCCUGAAAUGGGCUUCCACUGCUAAAGCCAAGUCUAUUAUCAGUGUGACCAGGUGAAUUUACAAUGGGUAGAUACCUAGAUCUAGCUGUAGACAGCAGCCAUUGUUUGCUUGCACAGUGCACCAUUAUGGAGGGAAGAUUUUGUUGUGAAAGUGUAAAGCAUCUGCUCAUGCACAUUACAUGGAAACAACAAGCUUCCCUCUUUGAUGGUGCACUGUCAAGCUUUGUACAUGAGGACUGCUAGUCUUGUCCAGUCAACAGUGACUGGUAAACUCAUGCGGGCCAUGUGACAGCAUUCAGCAUCAUCAGUGGGCUUCAGCACAAGCAACUGUAAGCCCCAAUCAGCCCUUCUAAUUGCUCACAGGGUUGGCAAUCGUGCAUGGGGUUAUCAUACCCAUUUGGUCUGCCUGCAGUUGCUGGGCAAUAGUGGAGGACUAAAGCACUACCCAGUGGUGACCCACUAGAGGCCUGACCAAUUUUCAACUUAAUGAGCACAAAAGUAAGCACUGUGCUUUUCUUGCAUUCUAAUUGGCAAGUCACCUUGAAGAUCAAAUUUCCGAUGAAAUUUUGCAGUUCCACAAAAGGUUAUAUUUUUGUACGGAAUUUACAAUGUUACCUUUUUUGUUUGAUUUGCUAUAACUUGUAGGUUUGCUGUAUGUCAUAGCAAUACAUCAAAUAAACAUACAAAGGGAAUACAAGACGUGUAAA
Acanthaster planci (crown-of-thorns starfish) is the source of this 3147-nucleotide messenger RNA. It is a transcript of the gene orc3, whose product is annotated as origin recognition complex subunit 3. Gene Ontology annotation, molecular function: DNA replication origin binding. The record is from RefSeq and is a predicted model, not a curated record. Gene Ontology annotation, biological process: DNA replication initiation; DNA replication. Lineage: Eukaryota; Metazoa; Echinodermata; Asteroidea; Valvatida; Acanthasteridae. Gene Ontology annotation, cellular component: nuclear origin of replication recognition complex; nuclear pre-replicative complex; DNA replication preinitiation complex.